AUGGAACAACGCCGUACCCCUUCCCUCUCUAGCUCUUAAGCUCACUUCUUCACAUUUUCUUUCACAGUUCUGUGUAUUUAUUCAUUCCUUUUCUAUCUCUCUCGCUCUCCAUUCUUUUAUACCCAGUGGUCUCAUUUAUCAAUGCGGGUAACUCCAAGAAACAGAGGAUAAACCAGUGCCUGUGUAUUUGGACGAAACGCUGUCGUCUUGUGUGCAAUGUGCUUUGCUGCUAAGCUUUUAUAGCUGGUCACCUCUGCGGCUCUGCUUCUUCUCUUCAAACCCAGUAUAGUACCCAGUAAAGACUACUCUUUUUCUAUUUUUGGGUGCUGAAAAAUGGUGGGAGCUCCGCUUGGAAGCCUUGUUCUUGCGGGUUUCUUGGUGAUUUUGAGCUUAUCGUCUGUUGAGUCAAAUGACGGGACUACGUUAAUGGAGAUUAAGAAUGCUUUUAAGGAUGUGGAUAAUGUGUUGUAUGAUUGGACGGACUCACCUUCUUCGGAUUACUGUAGUUGGAGAGGUGUAAGCUGUGACAAUGUCACCUUCAGCGUUCUAGCACUAAAUCUCUCGGGGUUAAAUCUUGAUGGAGAGUUGUCUCCGGCAAUAGGGCAGCUUAAAGGCCUACUGUCUCUAGAUUUGAAGCAAAACCGUCUCUCUGGACAAAUCCCUGACGAAAUUGGAGACUGCUCAUCUUUGAAGAGUUUGGACCUAUCCUACAAUGAGCUAUAUGGUGAUAUUCCCUUCUCAAUCUCAAAGCUAAAGCAGUUAGAAAGCUUGGUUUUGAAGAAUAACCAGUUGAUCGGCCCAAUUCCUUCAACGUUGUCUCAGAUCCCAAACUUGAAAAUUCUGGACCUAGCACAGAAUAAGCUAAGUGGAGAAAUACCAAGGCUGAUAUAUUGGAAUGAAGUUUUACAAUAUCUGGGACUACGGGGAAACAACUUGGUUGGUACUCUUUCUCCUGAUAUGUGCCAGCUAACAGGCCUGUGGUACUUUGAUGUACGAAAUAAUAGUUUGACUGGUUCAAUCCCUCAGAGCAUUGGCAAUUGCACUGCCUUCCAAGUUCUGGAUUUAUCCUACAACAAGUUAUCUGGUGAGAUACCGUACAACAUUGGCUUCCUACAAGUAGCAACUUUAUCUUUGCAAGGUAAUAUACUAACAGGGCAAAUCCCCUCGGUCAUUGGGUUGAUGCAGGCUCUUGCAGUUUUGGAUCUAAGUUGCAACAUGUUUAGUGGUUCCAUUCCUCCAAUCUUGGGUAACUUGACUUACACUGAAAAAUUGUAUCUGCAUGGAAACAAAUUAACAGGGUCCAUUCCUCCCGAGCUUGGGAAUAUGUCGAAUCUCCACUAUCUGGAAUUAAACAACAAUAAACUUUCUGGCCAUAUACCACCAGAACUUGGGAGGCUCACAGAACUGUUUGAUUUAAAUGUAGCAAACAACCUUCUUGAUGGCUCCAUACCCGAUAAUCUCAGCUCCUGUAAAAAUCUUAACAGCCUCAAUGUUCAUGGAAACAAAUUGAAUGGGACAAUACCACAUGCAUUUCAGAAGCUGGAAACCAUGACCUAUCUGAAUCUAUCCUCCAAUAGCAUAAAUGGUCCCAUACCGAUUGAGCUUUCCCGUAUUGGGAACCUUGAUACACUGGACCUUUCAGAUAAUGAGAUCAGUGGUUCAAUUCCUUCUUCCCUUGGCGAUCUGGAACAUCUUCUGAAAUUGAACUUGAGUAAGAAUGAUAUCACUGGACAAAUACCGGGUGAAUUUGGAAAUUUGAGAAACAUCAUGGAAAUUGAUAUUUCAAGCAAUCACCUUUCUGGUAUAAUACCUCAAGAACUCAACCAACUUCAGUAUCUCUUCUUGCUGAGAAUAGAAAACAACAACUUAUCAGGUGAUGUGAUGUCAUUGUCAAAUUUCCCAGCUCUUAGUGUUUUAAAUGUCUCAUACAACAAUUUAGCUGGGAAUAUACCAACGGGGAACAACUUCUCAAGGUUUUCACCUGAUAGUUUUAUUGGAAAUCCGAGUCUAUGCGGAUAUUGGCUAAAGUCUUGUCAAGAACCUCAUCAGAGAGAGCGAGCCAUGAUCUCUAAAAGAACUAUCCUUGGUAUUUCCUUUGGCGCCCUCGCUAUUCUCUUGAUGAUCUUAGUGGCAGCAUGCAGGCCACACCGUCAAGCACGAAUGGAAGACUCUAUUGAUAAACCAGUUUAUUACUCGUCCCCGAAGCUGGUUGUUCUACAUAUGAAUAUGGCACUUCAUGUUUAUGAUGACAUUAUGAGAGUGACAGAAAACCUGAAUGAGAAGUACAUAAUUGGUUAUGGAGCUUCAAGCACUGUGUAUAAAUGCAUGCUUAAGAACUGUAGACCGGUUGCAGUUAAGAAACUGUACUCUCACCAACCUCAGAGCCUAAAAGAAUUUGAGACAGAGCUCGAGACAGUUGGGAGCAUAAAACAUCGUAACCUGGUUUGCCUGCAAGGGUAUUCCCUCUCUGCAGCUGGCCAUCUUCUCUUUUAUGACUACAUGGAAAAUGGCAGCCUCUGGGAUUUGCUACACGGGCCUACUAAAAAGAAGAAGCUUGAUUGGGCCACUCGUCUAAACAUAGCUUUAGGUGCAGCAGAAGGGCUUGCAUAUCUUCAUCAUGAUUGUGACCCUCGUAUAAUCCAUAGGGAUGUUAAAUCAUCUAAUAUUUUGCUAGACAAUGAUUUUGAGGCUCAUCUCACGGAUUUUGGGAUUGCAAAAUUUUUAUGCCCAUCCAAGUCCUACACUUCGACCUACGUAAUGGGAACAAUUGGUUAUAUUGAUCCUGAGUAUGCACGCACUUCCCGUCUCACUGAGAAGUCGGAUGUAUACAGCUACGGAAUUGUACUGCUUGAAUUGAUGACAGGAAGGAAAGCUGUAGAUAAUGAAUCCAACCUCCAUCAGUUGAUCCUAACAAAGGCUGCGACCAAUUCAGUGAUGGAAACUGUGGCUCCCGAAUUAUCAGAAACAUGCAAGGACCCUGGAGACAUUAAGAAGGUUUUCCAGCUGGCCCUUCUGUGCACCAAGAGGCAGCCAUUUGAAAGGCCAACAAUGCACGAAGUCGCUCGUGUACUCGAGAGCCUAAUUCACCCGACAGAACCGAAGAAGUGUUUGAGCUCAACCACAGUGCUGCCGGCACAAUGCUACAAGGACGAGUACGCUAAUCUCAAGAACAACCCCCACUUGGUAAACUAUUCCUCCAUGAGCACAGCAGAUGCUCAAUUGUUCCUCAAGUUUGGAGAGGUGAUAUCCCAGAACAGCACUUGAAUACUGAAUAGAGUGAAUUCUGAUCACCUAAUCAAUGCUGUAAGUUUUGUGUAAAGUAGUUGUUUGCAUGCCAGUAUGUUAGCCCUCCAUUAGAACAUGGAGAUUUAGUGUAAUUUUGGAUAUUUUCUCUUGACUUGUGAGGUAGUUGACAAGAUGAAUGAUUGCAUUAACUUAUUAUUGUACUUCGUAUAUAGCUUUAAUGGCUGGAGGACCACAUAUUACUUAUUAUGUUGACAGCAACUACUGUGCCCUUUUUUGGGUGGUGCAGAUUCAUAAUGAGUUUUGGUAAGGGAGUGAUUCCGCUUCUUUUAACUGGGUUUAGUCCGAUAUGUGGUCCAAACUCCAAACAUGUGCAAUGAUUUACUACCAAGUAUAAACUAUUGACCAGUGUAUAAACUAUAAACUAUAAAGUAAGUUUUCUACCUAA
Messenger RNA from Cuscuta europaea, 3691 nucleotides. Lineage: Eukaryota; Viridiplantae; Streptophyta; Magnoliopsida; Solanales; Convolvulaceae. The record is from the annotation of a GenBank genome assembly.